Molecule: messenger RNA, 445 nt
Organism: Melanotaenia boesemani (Boeseman's rainbowfish)
Lineage: Eukaryota; Metazoa; Chordata; Actinopteri; Atheriniformes; Melanotaeniidae
Gene: tmem258
Product: transmembrane protein 258
Exons: 4
Coding region: 59-298 (79 amino acids)
Biological process (GO): protein N-linked glycosylation
Cellular component (GO): membrane-bounded organelle
Source: RefSeq, a predicted model, not a curated record
UCAGUACGUGGCCUUUUCCUCUGAGACGGUUGCUGCAGAAGCUUCACUUCAUUACAGAAUGGAACUCGAGGCCAUGACCAGAUACACCAGCCCGGUGAACCCGGCUGUGUUUCCCCACCUCACUGUGGUCCUGCUAGCCAUCGGCACCUUCUUCACUGCCUGGUUCUUCGUUUAUGAGGUGACAUCAACAAAAUACACAAGAGACAUCUACAAAGAGCUGCUGAUAUCCCUUGUGGCUUCACUUUUCAUGGGCUUCGGUGUUCUGUUCUUACUACUGUGGGUCGGCAUCUACGUAUGAAGGUGACUGGAUUAAAAGAAUCUGACACAUUCCAGCAGAACACAGGACAUCACUAACAACAUACAGGAUUUUGGUUAUAUUUAGAUGGCACUGGCAAUAUUUUGGACUCUGGAUUUCAUUUCACUAGUAAAGGGGAUUUGUACAACU